This is a messenger RNA of Mandrillus leucophaeus (drill), 834 nucleotides long. It is a transcript of the gene POLE4, whose product is annotated as polymerase (DNA-directed), epsilon 4, accessory subunit. The coding region runs from base 38 to 460 and encodes 140 amino acids. The record is from RefSeq and is a predicted model, not a curated record. Gene Ontology annotation, cellular component: epsilon DNA polymerase complex; nucleus. Gene Ontology annotation, molecular function: protein heterodimerization activity. Lineage: Eukaryota; Metazoa; Chordata; Mammalia; Primates; Cercopithecidae. The transcript has 4 exons.
ACAGUCGGCGGCCGCGCGCAGCACGCUCAGGGCCGGGAUGGCGGCGGCAGCGGCGGCGGCGGCAGGAAGCGGGACACCCCGAGAGGAGGAGGGACCUGCUGGGGAGGCAGCGGCCUUGCAGCCCCAAGCCCCAACGAGUGUGCCUGGGGCUCGUCUCUCGAGGUUGCCUCUGGCGCGAGUGAAGGCCUUGGUGAAGGCGGACCCCGAUGUGACGCUAGCCGGACAGGAAGCCAUCUUCAUUCUGGCACGAGCCGCGGAACUGUUCGUGGAGACCAUUGCAAAAGAUGCCUACUGUUGUGCUCAGCAGGGAAAAAGGAAAACUCUUCAGAGGAGAGACUUGGAUAAUGCAAUAGAAGCUGUGGAUGAAUUUGCUUUUCUGGAAGUGGUGAAAUCGCCUGAAGAUGUAAUGCAUUUCUCAGGAUGUAUCCUUGUUGUUGAGCGACACAUGACUGUAUUUUGAUUGAAUAGCUUGGCAAAAGCCAUGUAUCCUCAUUUCAUUCUCCCAGGGUGUUCUCAUUACCUCCUCUAAGCCUUAUUACCUUUAGAAAUCUCUUGAUUUAUUCCACUCUUUUUACUCCUUUGUUCUGCAUCUCCAUGUCAACCUAGGCCCCUGGUCCUUUUGAUAGAUAUUUUUUAAAUGUCUUAUUAGAUACAUUACCAUGGCUAGCUUCAUGCCUAGACUAUUGAGCAUUCUUUUAAUUUGCAGAUUUUUCUUCAGCCUCUCUUUCCACCUACUCAUUUUUCUUAAAAUUAACUUUUUUUUAGUCCUACCUAAGGCAGGCACUCCUUGUGACAGACUUUCUGUAAGUUCUGCAGUCAAAAAUGUUUGGAGCC